This is a messenger RNA of Amoebophrya sp. A120, 1516 nucleotides long. NCBI's taxonomy places the organism in Eukaryota, Dinophyceae, Syndiniales, Amoebophryaceae. The record is from the annotation of a GenBank genome assembly.
AGGAUCUGCUUUAUUUUGGUCUCCCGAUGUUGGUUAAGCGAGUAGAGUUCCUCUCGAACCAUAUCAUGAGGAUCCGCGAAUGUUUUUCCCGUUCUAACAUUGUGUUUUGAGCUAGACCCACGAAGUUUAUGGUUUCGCUUUUGAAACAAAAUCUUUUCUUUCACGACAGGCCGAAUUGGUGUACUUGUAAUUAUACACGUGAUAUUAAAUCGUCCUUGUGGUUUUUUAGGUGCGCAAACUCUACGGGUUUAGUUGUUCUACAGUAGUUUUAUCAGAGCUGCGCUAGUGACACUUUUUAGUUUUACGACUUUGCUGUUUGACGACUUUAUUGUUUUCGCAACCUAACAAGUUCUUCUUCAUUCCCAACAACCCUCUUCCAAAAUGGCGGACCGAAAGACGAAGAUGCAAACCUGGAUCGACUACCGGGUAAGGGUGACGACAAACGAAAAAGACCGCAGGGUGCUGGUGGGAACAUUCCUGGCGUUUGACAAGUAUAAGAAAGUUUUUGCCCUCUCUGAUCUUGGUGCCGGUUAUGGACUAUCUGCAAUACAGAUCUUGUUUUGCUGCUCUUGUUGCAUGCGAAAUCAUACUUAUUUUGCCUCGUGCAAGGCAACUUCUUGUUCCCAUGACACAUAUAAACUCGCUGUACAUCAGGUACAUGAACAUGGUACUUGGCGAAACAGAAGAAUUCCGCAAAGUCAAACACAAGGCCUCCGGUGAGGAGAGAGAAGUAAAGCGAGUAAUCGGAUUGGUGGUGUUACGAGGAGAUACGGUAAGAAUCAUGUAUCGUUGAUGUUGCGUUUCUUGUAUGACAAAAUCAAAUUUUGCAUCAUGAUCAUGUAAAGCAGUCUGCUGACAAAUACACUUGUAUGUGUGUAUGAAAAAAAUCUCAUCUAUGUAUCAAUAUCAGGUCAUGUCGAUGACGGCGGAGGCACCUCCUGCGCACUUGGUAAAAUCGACACAACACACUGCCGGCCCCGGUCGAGCAGCGGUCGCGGGUCGCGGUGGCGGCAACGCGCUUGCCAUGAAUAAGAUGGGUAUGGGCCUGCAAGCACCCACUCGCGGGGUCGGAGGACCGAAUCAGUCCCAAAUGCAACCGCGGGGCUUGAGACCGCCGGGGAUGCCGCAGUGAGGAGGAGGAGAUAAGAGGAUUUGAAGUUGUGGAUCACCAACGACUGUAUCACCACAUCAACCGCAUUUACUUGAGUGCUUCUUCACAGAGGUGGAAGAAGAAUGUGGGCAAGAAUGCGAUGAGACAACAGGACCACACCUGGUGGUUGGUUUCUCGUCUCAAUCUAUCGCACAAAUGAAGCAAACGCUAAAAUGAAGGGGGCGGAAGAUCAAGUGAACGCUUGCUAUCAAACACAUUAGAUUUUACGCGCAAACAUCGCAUAGCCAUCUUCAUUUGAGAUACACAUCGACACUGCCGUGAUGAACCUUCUUCCUAGAAGUAAAACGAAAACCACCCCGCUUUUCCAAUAAUUUUUGACAAAAACAAUAAAGCCGGCUCGUUGAC